Messenger RNA from Hydra vulgaris (swiftwater hydra), 956 nucleotides. The record is from RefSeq and is a predicted model, not a curated record. Lineage: Eukaryota; Metazoa; Cnidaria; Hydrozoa; Anthoathecata; Hydridae.
CUACCCAGGCUUUGACAAUGUGGUCUCAGAACCAAACAUUAGAAUGGCUUAAUGGUAAAUCAGAUGAAGAAAGAAAACAAUUGCUUGAAUAUUCAAGAACUAAAGUAACAUUAAUGAAAAGCAAAUAUGAUGAAAGAAAAGAAGCUAUUAAAAGAGAUAAAGCUAUGCACCUUCUAGCAAAGCAAGAAGAAAAAAAUCGAGAAGAAACUAAACUACAACAUAAAAAGGUUGCAGCUUGUAAUGAUUUGAUAAAUUUAAAUGUAAGGGCUUGGAUAUCAUUAGAGGAAGCAGAGAAAACAGUUUUUAAUAUAGAAGUUUUUUGUAAAACAAAGGUAGAAGGAAGCAAAAGAAUAAACUUGUCUUCAGAGGAAUUAUAUCAAAAUCUUCUUAUUGUUAUUCAAGCAAAUUUAACACCAAACAAACAAUCUUUAAGUAAUAAUAUAAGUAAUAAUUUAAAGCCUCGUACAAUGCGUGAUGCAGCUGUUAAAAACAAAAAAAAAGAAUUAAUGGAAAAAAAUUCAGGAUGCAAGACUAAACAAAUUAAUAGAGCAACAAAAAAAGCACUCUUUAUCAAAAUUUAUUAACAACCCAUCUGAUUUUGUUGGUUUUUCUAUACAACAUCGUGUUAGAGAAGAAGAUGCUCAUGAAGUAUCUUGGGAACGUGCGCAAGUGGUUCAAAUUGAUCAAUUAAACGGUAGAAGAACUACAUACCUUGUUAAGUAUGAUAAUGAACCUGAUGAAGUAUGGUCAUUUCCUUUAUAAAUAGAUUUUGAAAAAGGUGAUCUUAUUCUUUGUAGCUAGGAUUGAGAGGUUUUAUUUAAUGUAAAUUUAGAAUUAUGUUACAGUAUAUAUUAAUCUUAUUUCUUUUAUUGUUAUGUUCCAAUAGUUUUUUUUACUACAUUUGAGUUCAGUGGUUUUUAUCUUUGUAAAUAGUAUGAAUCAUAUCUGAUAUGUUU